Schistocerca gregaria is the source of this 2313-nucleotide messenger RNA. RefSeq names its product prostaglandin reductase 1-like. The transcript is spliced from 3 exons. Gene Ontology annotation, cellular component: cytoplasm. NCBI's taxonomy places the organism in Eukaryota, Metazoa, Arthropoda, Insecta, Orthoptera, Acrididae. Gene Ontology annotation, molecular function: 2-alkenal reductase [NAD(P)H] activity; 15-oxoprostaglandin 13-reductase [NAD(P)+] activity. Gene Ontology annotation, biological process: prostaglandin metabolic process. Bases 116 to 1117 code for a protein of 333 amino acids. The record is from RefSeq and is a predicted model, not a curated record.
UGGUUCGCGAAUACUCCAGCCUGGCACAACAGAGAGCAGUAUACUCUCCUGCAAACAGCGGGCUCCCUGUGUUGUCUUCUGACGCGACCAUCACACAACACCAAAACAGGCAGCCAUGACGGAGGCGCGGAAGAUCGUCAUCGCCAAGAGGUUCGAGGGAGAGCCGAAAGUAACCGACUUCAGGGUCGAGACGGAACGACUGCCAGCUCUGCAGGAUGGACAAAUGUUGUGUGAGACGACGUACAUCAGCGUGGACCCCUACCAGCGGGUAGCCGCGAUACGGCUACCCAUUGGAAGCACCAUGGUCGGUUCGCAGCUCUCACGCAUCGUGGAGAGCCGUGCACCAGGGUACGCGGCAGGUCAAUAUGUGGUCGGCUUCUGGGGCUGGCGCGACCGCACGGUGGUUACCUUGGCAGACACCGGCAGCGACAUCCUGCCGCCGAUGCUGGUGCCGGACUACGGGGACCUUCCCAUGUCGCUAUCGCUGGGGGUGUUUGGCAUGCCAGGAGCCACCGCCUACUUCGGACUGCUCGACAUCUGCGACCCGAAGCCUGGAGAGACCCUGGUCGUCAGUGGCGCAGCGGGCGCUGUAGGGUCCAUAGUCGGACAGAUAGCUCGCAUCAAGGGCUGCAAGGUCAUCGGCAUAGCAGGCUCUGACGCAAAGGUGAAGUGGCUAAAGGAGGAGCUGGGUUUCGACGAGGCGAUCAACUACAAGACGUCGGACGUGGAGAAGGCGGUAGCGUCGGCAGCGCCAUCAGGCGUCGACGCCUACUUCGACAACGUGGGCGGAGCCGUGAGCCAAGCAGUUUUGGGCAACAUGCGGCCCCGAGGCCGCGUCUGCCUCUGCGGCAGCAUCUCGACGUACAACCAGGACAGCGUCCCCACGGCGCCCGUCGCCGAGACGCAGGUGCAGGACCGCCAGCUCAGGAUGGAAUGGAUCAAGAUGAGCUCCCGGUGGGGACGCCGGGACGGCGCCUUCGCGGAGAUGGCACAGUGGAUCAGGGAGGGCAAGCUCAAGUACAGAGAGACGGUGACCGACGGCUUCGAGAAGGCGCCGCAGGCCUUCGUCGGUAUGAUGAAUGGGGAGAAUUUGGGCAAGGCGGUCGUUAAAGUGUAACACGGCGCCGCUUCCCCGAAUGUGAGAUGCCUCAGCUCGCUCUAUGCCAACAGCUUAGUGACCGUGAACAUUACGAGACAAGAAACUUCCUGGCAGAUUAAAACUGUGUGCCGGACCGAGAUUCGAACUCGGAACCUUUGCCUUUUGCGGGCAAGUGCUCUACCAACUGAGCCACCCAAGUACGAUUCACGCCCCGUCCCCACAGGGAGGUAGGAGACGAGGUACUGGCAGAAGUAAAGCUGUGAGGACGGGGCUGAGUCGAGCUUAGGUAGCUCAGCUGGUAGAGCACUUGCCCGCGAAAGGCAAAGGCCCGAGUUCGAGUCUCGGUCCGGCAUAUAAUUUUAAUCUGCCAAGAAGUUUUACACAGCGCACACUCCGCUGCAGAGUGAAAAUCUCCUUCUGGAAACAUCCCCCAGGCUGUGACUAAGCACGUCUCCACAAUAUCCAUUCUUUCAGGAGUGCUGACUCUGCAAGGUUCGCAGGAGGGCUUCUCUAAAGUUUGGGAGGUAGGAGACGAGGUACUGGCAGAAGUAAAGCUGUGAGGACGGGGCUGAGUCGAGCUUAGGUAGCUCAGCUGGUAGAGCACUUACCCACGCAAGGAAAAGCUCCUGAGUUUGAAUCUCGGUCCGGCACACAGUUUUAAUCUGCCAGGAAGUUUCACCUAAGUGCACACUUCGGUGCAGAGUGAAAAUCUCAUUCUGAUUAUGAGACACGUUUGGUGCAUCGAAAGUGCACUGAUCGGAAAAACUAUGUCUGACAAAUGAAAGCUGGGACUUUUCUCUGACGUACCACAAGGCAUGAUGAAUAUACAGUACCACUUUCGCUGAUAUGCGGUAGGGAGCUUAUGUUGAGCAGAAAGAUACUGAACCAUAAUAAAUUUAUUAACGGUUCUAAAUACUCUAAUGAAUUCAUUUUCAAAGCAAAAAUCCAAGAAUAAAAUUGACAGAGAAGGCUAAAUUUCAACUACUGACUGAUGGUUAACACCUCAGAAGGGCAACAAUAGAAAAUCACUGAAACAUGGUGAUCAAGGGAAGGUAUGAUUCGGUUACGAUUGUGUACAGGGCCAUAAUCAGUUACUGUUAGUAGCCAUUUACAGUUAGACACAUUACACACAUUUCUCUUUAAAACAUUAACUCCAGACUCAACAAUAAAUAAAAAAUUCCACAUGUUAUUGAUACAGGAAUAAACAACUGUGC